Molecule: messenger RNA, 543 nt
Organism: Elephantulus edwardii (Cape elephant shrew)
Lineage: Eukaryota; Metazoa; Chordata; Mammalia; Macroscelidea; Macroscelididae
Product: butyrophilin subfamily 1 member A1-like
Exons: 1
Molecular function (GO): protein binding
Source: RefSeq, a predicted model, not a curated record
GAUAAAAAUAUCAUUAUCUUUUCAGUGGAUGUGACUCUGGAUCCAGACACAGCCCAUCCUAACCUUAUCUUGACUGAAGAGAGAAGUGUAACCUGGGGAGAGGACCGUCAAGAUUUACCUGAUAACCCACAGAGAUUUUAUGCUGUUCCCUGUGUUCUGGGUCAGCAGGCUAUCACCUCAGGGAGAUGUUACUGGGAGGUGGAAGUUGGGAAUACAAAAGCCUGGGAGUUGGGAAUAUGUAGAGAUAAUGUAAUAAGGAAGGAGAAGAUUGUCUUUAAACCUCAGAAUGGGUUCUGGGUCAUCAGGUUUUAUAAUAAUGAGUACUGGGCACUCAGCUCUCAAAUGACACCAAUUACUACAAAAAAGAAGCCUGCCAGAAUAUGUAUUUUUCUGGAGUAUGAGGAUAGACGUAUUUCAUUCUAUAAUAUGGCAAAUAACUCCCACAUAUAUACAUUUGAUCAGUGCUCCUUUUAUGGGUCCUUAAAACCUUUAUUCCGGCUUUGGCCCAAUGAGUCCAAGAAUCUGACCAUAUGUCAAAUCUGA